This is a messenger RNA of Penicillium nucicola, 243 nucleotides long. RefSeq lists its product as uncharacterized. The record is from RefSeq and is a predicted model, not a curated record. Bases 1 to 243 code for a protein of 80 amino acids. NCBI's taxonomy places the organism in Eukaryota, Fungi, Ascomycota, Eurotiomycetes, Eurotiales, Aspergillaceae. The transcript is spliced from 2 exons.
AUGUCAAAAUCAACUCAGCUCAGCUUAGCUCAUCGCAACAACUUGCAAACUGAACAGUUAGUACAACAGCCCUUCUCACACGCAAUCCCCGAUCUAACAUUCAUCAUGGUCAAGCUGACCAAGAACCCUCCUAUUCCAAAUCCCCCCAAGCCAGCUCCCCCGCCGCGUGAGGCGGGCGAUAAGCCUAACAAGCUGUGGAAGCCUCGCCCUCCUAACCAUGCUCCUGAGGCUCCGAAGGAAUAG